Polypterus senegalus (gray bichir) is the source of this 6793-nucleotide messenger RNA. It is a transcript of the gene eml3, whose product is annotated as EMAP like 3. The record is from RefSeq and is a predicted model, not a curated record. Lineage: Eukaryota; Metazoa; Chordata; Cladistia; Polypteriformes; Polypteridae. Gene Ontology annotation, biological process: microtubule cytoskeleton organization. The transcript is spliced from 24 exons. Gene Ontology annotation, molecular function: microtubule binding. Bases 230 to 3421 code for a protein of 1063 amino acids. Gene Ontology annotation, cellular component: mitotic spindle.
CUGGACUCAAGCGUAUUUGUGAAGGCGCUGCAGUAACAGCGGACGCAUCGCGGUGGCGUCUACUUUCUGCGCACUUUCGAUGUGGCGAAACGCGGGUUGGCAAAAAGCAAGCUUUACUUCAGGGAAGAGCUUCUGCCUGGAAAGUUAAAAGAGAAAGCAGAAAACUAGAUACUUGGGAGAUAUUAAGCGACCCGAAUCGCAUUGAUCGGGUGCAUCCGGCGCUGCCGCAAUGGACGGACUGGGAAACAGCUUAGAUGAUGUGUCGGCUGGCAGUAGUCCUGAAUUUCUUGAUCGGCUUUCUGUGAUGGAGGUAAGACUACAGACACAAGAGGAAGAAAUCACAUUGCUCAAGUCGGCUCUGACUGAUACCUUGCGCCGGAUCCGUAUAUACGAUGAACAGAUACCGCUUAUAAAGCAACACAUCAUUGCAGUUAAUCCCGCAGCUGCGGCAGUCCUAAAUCAUCCUUGUUUCACUGAUGCUAACACAUGCCUCCGAAAAGUGCCUAUAAGCUGUGGCCUUGAUUGUCUGCACCGUUCUUCAUGUCCAAGUUAUGUAGGAGUUCCAGCGGAACAAGAUGGAUUUAUUGAAAGAAAUUCUUUAUCAAAUAAGAAAGAAAAGUCUCACCAGAUUUACAGAUUGGAUGUAGGGACACAGACUGAUGAAUCCCUGGUGGAUUACCUUCAGCACAGUACAUUUUCCUUUCAUCCAGCAACAGAAAAUGAUGAUAUGGAUCUAAAGUGUAGGACUUCUUCCACAAAGAUUUCAUUUGCACAUACCCGAGCAGUUCAAAGCUUGUCCUUGGAAGAUGCCUUAAUCCCUGAAUCUCCAUUGUUAAAGGAAAAUGUAAAAAACAUUAAUUGUCUGCCUGAGCCAACAUUAGAGAACCCCCCUAUGACUUCCUGGACCAACAUGGUAGAGGAGCAACCUGUUAGGCCAACUUAUGUAAGUGGACUUCUAAAUGACCAACAGCAAUUAGAUUUGCUGCCUAAGCAGGAUAAAGAUGCUGUAAUACGAGAAUACGAUGAAUCCCACUUGCCUCCUGUUGAAGAGGGAAAAGAAACAAAUCACAAGCAGCUUACUCUUAAAGCCAACCUGGAAGAUGAUGUACCUGGGAAAGUAAAAGAGCCAAAUCAGUUUCCUCCCUCUCCUUCACAACUCAGAAAGAACCAAAAUCCCACUUCAAAAAGUGGCCAUAUGUCUCCUGUGUCUACAGUGACAGAAAAUGAGAAAAAACCACUAAUUCGCAGGAAUAGUUCUUCUGACAAGCUGGUGAAAGAAAAUCUUGAUAAGAAUAAGCAGAAACUGGCUAAGAAAACAGUAUCUUCUAUAAAUCUCCUAACACGGUCUUCCAGUUUAGAAAACCGUAAAGAUCUUGUUUCCAAUUCAAGCUCAUUUGUGUCCAGGCGAUUAAAUCAAGAUAUUCCCAUCAAGAUGUUUAUUCGAGGACGUCCAAUCACUAUGUACUGCCCUUCUAAUAUUCAGAACUAUGAAAACCUGAGAGUGGAGCAGCCAACAGAAAAGCUGGAUCUCGAGUGGGCAUAUGGGUAUCGUGGACGUGAUUGUCGCUCCAACCUGUACUUGCUACCGUCCGGAGAAGUUGUGUAUUUCAUUGCUUGUGUGGUGGUCUUGUACCACAUUGAUGAUCAGACUCAGAGACACUACCUUAAACACACCGAUUGUGUGCGAUGUCUUGCUGUCCAUCCAGAUAAAGUGCGUGUGGCUACAGGUCAGACGGCUGGAGUUGAUAAAGAUGGAAAGCCUUUGCAGCCUUUUGUCCAUAUCUGGAGUUCAUCCACCCUACUGACCCUUCAACAGAUUGGGCUCGGUUGUUUCGAGCGAGGAGUUGGUUCCAUUUCUUUCUCAUAUGCAGAUUUUGGGUCACUUCUCUGUGUGGUUGAUGAUUCCAAUGAACACAUGUUGUCUGUGUGGGACUGGAACAAGGGAAUCAAGCUAACUGAAAUAAAGAGCACCAAUGAAGCUGUGUUUGCUGUUGAAUUCAACCCUGCUGAUAGCAAUAAUAUCAUUAGCUGUGGAAAGUCCCAUGUGUAUUUCUGGACUUGGAACGCUGGCACUCUGACUAAAAAACAGGGCAUUUUUGGGAAAUACAAGAAGCCGAAAUUUAUCCAGUGUUUUGUAUUCAACGAGAAUGGUGAUGUCCUGACAGGUGAUUCAGAAGGAAAUAUCCUGACUUGGGGAAAAACUGCUGCUGAUACCAAAACCUUGGGUAAAGGAGCAAAAGAGACUUACCAGAUAGUGAGACAGACUAAAGCGCAUGAGGGCAGCAUCUUCACUCUCUGCCUUCUCAAGAGUGGUGCUCUGCUUAGUGGUGGCGGCAAAGAUCGAAAAAUUAUGUGGUGGAGCAAAGACCUGACUCUAGACAGGGAAGAUGAGAUUCCAGAACAAUUUGGAGCAGUGCGAACUAUAGCUGAGGUUAAAGAGGGGGAGCUUCUCAUUGGUACCACCAAAAAUGCCAUUCUACGUGGGAAAUUCUCAGAUGGGUUCACUCCAAUAGUUCAGGGCCACACAGGUGAAUUAUGGGGUUUAGCAACUCAUCCAUUUAAGAACAUGUUUCUGAGCUGUGCUCAUGACAAGCAAGUGUGCCUAUGGAAUGGUGUGGACCACUCACUGGAAUGGAGCUCAACACUAGAGGAAACUGGUCUGUGUGCAGACUUCCACCCUAAUGGAAAUGUUGUUGCUGUUGGUCUUAAUACAGGAAGAUGGGUAGUAUUAGAUAUUGAGACCCGAGAGGUUGUGUCUGACUUUACCAAUGGCAAUGAACAACUUUCAGUAGUUCGCUACUCACCAGAUGGUGUCUAUUUAGCAGUAGGCUCUCAUGACAACUUCAUAUAUAUCUAUAUGGUCACUGAAGCAGGGAGACGCUACACACGCUUUGGCAAGUGCACGGGUCACUCUAGUUUCAUCACUCACCUGGACUGGUCCAAAGACAGCAAAUUCAUCAUGUCCAACUCUGGAGAUUAUGAGAUCUUAUAUUGGGAUGUAGCAGGAGGAUGUAAACUGAUACGGAAUCGUUUUGAAAGCAAGGACCGGGAAUGGGCUUCUUACACUUGUGUGCUUGGCUUCCAUGUCAUAGGUGUAUGGCUAGAGGGUUCAGAUGGAACUGACAUCAAUGCACUUUGUCGUUCACACAAUGAGCGAGUUGUAGCUGUGGCAGAUGACUUCUGUAAAGUUCAUCUCUUUCAGUACCCUUGUCCUGUUCCCAAGGCACCAAGCCACAGAUAUGAUGGACAUGGCAGCCAUGUGACAAAUGUUCGCUUUACAUACAGUGACAGCCACUUGAUUUCCAUGGGUGGCAAAGACAUGAGCAUUCUACAGUGGCGCUUGGUGGGUGGAAGCCUGGACCGCAGUAGUUCCGUCUCCUGCACAUCUAUUGGUUCUUCGGAGACAGGAGGCUGUGGCUGAAUAUCAAGAAACUACAAGUGUGACAGUGCCAUUGUAAAAUAUUUUUUCUUAUGUUGUUCAGCUUGUAGCUGGACUUCUUAAAGAAGCAAGAAAGUCUGUGUGCAUUUAUUGUGACAUGGUAAACUCAAAAAAACACUGAGCAGCGAUUCAGUCCACACACACACACACACACACACACUCAACACAGUUGUUUGAAUAGACUGGUUCCAACAAGAAUUGAGUAAUAAUUUGGUGAUGAUCCUGUUUAUGAAUGGCUAAGUAGAUGCUGAAUGAAGAUGCACUACCCAAUAUAUUUUUAUAACCAUGAGUGUGUCAAGUGAAUGCAGUUAUUACAGUUUUCUUGUUUAUAAUAAUCUUCAGUUACUUGAUUUUCUAUUAUUCUAUUCUUGAUUACAACUUCAGAUUUAUAAGAUCUAAUGACUCUUGGCAUUAAUAUUGUUAGAAUUAUUAUUGCGACAUUUUCUAUGAUGCAGAAAUUGAUCUAUUAACAAUUUUCCAUCUAAUCAGACCAAAUGAAAAAUUCAUCUUACAAACUAGAAAGAUCACUUGUACAAUGAGCAGUAUUUUUUUGUAAUACAUUUUAUAUAUUUUUGGAAUUCUUAAGUAAAAUUGGUGUUGUGCUCAGUCUUGUAUGAGCCUCGGAGGAGAAUGAUCCCUGUCUACUUGACCAGCCUUUGCUCUCAUUUCUUUCUUUUUUCAUUUUGUGUAGUGUCUUAUGCAACAUAUUUAGCAUGUUCUUCAUGACUUUAGUUUCCACAAAGUCUUAUACAAUAUUUCUGCAUGUCUUUACUGUUAACCACCAUACAUAUAUACAACAUUAUGGACCUUUGCCACCUGUAAUGUGACAUUCUUGAGCCAUUAAUGUUGAGACUUCAUGUUUUUUUGCUCUGGUCCUGUGGGAAGGGAGGUCCUUUAUUACCUGCUUUCACUACUACAGCGGUGAUCUUAUUCCAAAUUCUAUUUUUUGAAGUCUCAAACAAAAGUGCUGCUCUCCUUCAGUCUCAUGACAUAAAUUUAGUUUGACAUGUAUCAUUAUCGUAACUGUAUCACUACCUUGCUUCAGUCUAGGCGUUCUAUUUCUGAGAAAAAACUUGUAUUGCUUUGGAUAAGUUAAAAGUAAGUUAUUUUUAUAUGCACUUUUGUAAAAUGCCACUGCCAUUUGUAAAGUGAAUCUAAUUAAUUAACCUUUUUCAGUAACAUGAUGCUGAUGAUUUCAGAAAAUGUAAUAAUAUUCUCAUGCCAGAAAUAAUUAACAACCAAAGUAGCUUGAAUUUUACUUAAAAUGAAAUAUAACCAGUUUUUCCUCAUUUCGCAGACCGAAAUGGAAUAUUGGCACCUCUUAAUUUUCCAGUGGCUUCUGUUAUCGAGCUAGAUGGGGCAGUAGCAUUCUCUUCUCCCUCUGGAGUCUUUACUCAGGCUCAUCCAAAUUUAAAUGUGUGUUAAAUGUAAUAUUAUUUAUCCAACCAGACUCCUUUAAACUCUAAAGUCAAUUCUUCUAUGAUAUAAUAAUGAGCUCCUUGUCCUGUAGUUAAAGAUGUUUCCAUCCUGUCUGGAUAGGGCUGUUUCUCUUUAAUCGUAAUAUGUCUGCAUGGUUAGGGUGCAUUGUGUGUUGGACUCGUUGUGCAUGUAUGAGUGAGAUGGUGUGGGAUGGUCCUGUCCUGUGCAUGUUGCCUCCAAGAUGGAUGUUGAUCCCUGUGAGGCAAGUUUGAUAAUGGAUAGAUGGACAAAUGUUGCAGGUGACUGACAUUAAUGAUUGUGUUAAGGGUGGUCUCUGAGUAGCUAAUGCAUUGUCUAAAUGAAUGAUGGUGAUUAUUCUGUUAAAGCUUGUUUAUUUACUUUUUCAAUCCUUUUUUUAUUUCUUAUUUUGUUGUGUUUCAGCAGAGUAAGAGUGAAUCGUAUCUUUGUAUUACAGAGUAUCAAAGCUCAAACAGCAUACAUUGUAUGGUCUUUUUUUUUUAAUGAUUAAUUUGUUGAUUGAUUAUGCUAGUGAUACAUACUAGUGAUUACGUUUAUUAGAUGGUUUAUUCAAAUCAGACUUCAGGUUGCUUCUGUAUUCAUUAACAAAUACAAAUAUAAAAUUGUAAUCAUAUAUUUGUGUUGAAUGAUGGUGCAGCUUCUCUAUUAUGACAAUGAAGAGGUCUUUUUUAUUUUCCCUUACCUUGAUUAUUGGUAGCAGACAAUUCCUGUUAGUGAGUAGAAACGACAAGAGUUGCUGCCUGCUCCUAAAGUGCAUGUUGGCUUUAUACAGCAUACAUUUAUAAAGACAAAAACUGGUCCAAAGUUUGUCUUACAACAAGAAAUCAAAAGUAGUACUUUAUAAAGUAAAUUGUACUAUUUAGAACCAAAUACAGAACAUUUCAUUUCACAUUCUGUCUCUUUGUCCCUUUCAUAGAUAAUUAUCAGUGGGCAGAGAGGGAAGGCAUCUGCUGACUGAACACCAAAGAAAUAAAAAAGUAGACCAGUGCAGUAAUACAAAGUCAUAUCUCUAUGCCAUCUGUUGUGUUUUGAACUCAGAUUCUCAUAGUAAAAAUUCUUACAAGGAUUUAUUUUAUAAAUAAUAUAUAAUAAUUUAUUACAUAAGGUGAAGAGUAUUAUAAAGUGUGAAUAUUUUUCCAUUAAUCCAGAUCUAGUUGAUUGACGUACUGAAGCCAAAAAUACCUGAAGAAAUAAAAUGUUUUUGACAAUAAAAAUGAAACAUUUAGACUUUGCACUCGGUUAGCCCUUCCUUUGUAAUGGUACAGAAUAUUUUAAGCCUCCUUAAGUGGGUGCAGCUCAGAAAUGACUUUUGUGAAUGUAGUGUCUUUAAAGAAAUGUUCUUUUGACUUGUGAAGCAAAGGCCCACAUUGUGGACUUUUAAUACUGUAGUGUAUUGUUACAAUCUUAAAAAAAUAUACAAAUGUCAGAAACAUUAUUUUUAUUCUUUAAGUAGAGUCUAUGUUUUUAUUUUGUAUUUUGUGUUUGUGCUUUCAUUCUGUUUUCUUAGGAUAAGUAAUUGUGUACAAAAGUGAAAAUACUAGAAUUAAUAACUGUGAAGAUGCUAAAUUCAGUACCAAGAUCCAUCAGAUCUCACAAUUUUCUAUGAGAUUUUGCUUUUAUUAUUUAGCAUUAUAUAUUUUAUGUAUACAAAUUUGUAUGAAAAGUUAUAAAUACAUUAUGUUUAACAAAGAACAGUCAGAUGCAAAUCGUUUUAAAUAUGUAACAAAGUUUAAUUAAUGAUACAAAAAUCAAUUUUAAGUCAUAGAUUGUACACAAUUUGUAUCUCAAAGCUUUUAUAACUUCACAUUUAAUAUUUACCUUAGGACAGUGUUUCCCAUGCUUUUUAAUGUGGACUAAUACUGUAUUCUUAUAAUAAAGUCUUUGAUUAGUUAUAUA